UAAACAUCAUGACAGACUGACCAGGGAGAACACUACACUAAACAUCAUGACAGACUGACCAGGGAGAACACUAAACAUGCUGACAGACUUAACUAAGUGAACUAGACAGAGGAUAAAAGCUAAGACAACAGAGAAUCCAGGUAAGCCUGUGUGAAAAGGUGUGUCUUUAGUGUGGACUUGAAUAUGUGUUUGGAUUGUGAGAGCCAGUACAAAAUAAUGACAGAUCAUAAUGUCAUUUCCUUUUUAUUCUCUUUGUGUCAAUAUCCAACAUCAAUCCAUUUUUGAAUGGAUGAUUUAGAUAGAUGCCUAUAGGUUACAGAACACUAACCACAUGUCAUGUUGUCACUCUACAGAUAAUCAGUCUGAAGUACCGUCACUACUCGUGGGUGGCAGAGCUGAUCCAGAUUUUUAUUGCCAUCAGUAUAACAGUGUCCUUUCUGGUGAUGGGAUCUGCCAUGAAGCACACAAUUGAUGGCCUUGUGAACUCACACUGGAACACCAAGUUGGAAUGGAUGUCUAAAGUCUGGGAGAGGACAUUACCACAGAGCUUCCACAGAUGCAGUUCAAGAGGUCUUGCCAAUGGGCUCAUAUCUCUGCUUGCAUUUGGAAUCAUUUUUAUUGUCUCGUCGUGUGAUCCAAGGGGAUUUGUGGUGAUGUUGGACAAAGUGGUGUCUUUCUCUUUGAACACUGAAGUUGGGUUGUUCAUCUUUGUGAUGCUGCGAGCCUCCAGAUCAGAGGGAUUUCAACACCUGACUGUGCCUCUGCCCGUGGGCCAGCGGGUCUUCCAACUCCACUGGACCCUGCCUAUUUACUUCCUGUUUGCUGUGGCCUACGAUGUUAUCCAGAGCAUCGUAGAGAUAGCAGAGCACAAUUUACAGCACUCCUCCCAACCUCUCCUCACCAACUAUUCUCUGAGCUGAGCACUACUGUGAACGAUGGACGGUAGCCGCAAGCCUGGGAGCCGUGUGGUGGUGAUAACAAUGCUGUGUUCAUUUGCUCAUUCAUGGACGUCAUGCAGCUUCCUCUUGAACAUUAACAGCAUCAGGGAUGUCUCCUACGGUCAACUAUUUCAUGUACUGUAAGGGCUCAAUUAAAUCAGAUCCGUGUUGGUCAACAUCUGCAUAGCGGUUGUUUUGGCGGUGGCAGAUAUGGAACUGCGUUAGCUGUCAAAUCCAAAAGUGACUCCAGGCAUUACACCUAAAGUGGACAUUGCCAUUGGCUGCACAAAGUUGCUAUAACAGAAAUUCCAUGCAGCCUUUUUUACAAGUUUGAACACUGCAAUGUGGGAUGUAGUCUACACCUUGAUUAAGAUUAUUAUUUAGUUUCAUGAUUUACAAUUUGAGCGAAAUUAUUUCUAUAUAGCCUACUUUCUUUUUCUGAACUUUUAGAGAUUUGUGCGGGUGUGGCUUUGUGACAAUGAUGGAAGAGCAGCUGCUCACCGAUUUGAUGGCUCGAACGCAGUUCCACCUUUGACAUCGCCUAAACAUCCGUUAUGUGGGUGUCUGUAAUCGCAGGUUAACACUUGAUCUGAAUUGAAUCUAGGUCUGUUUCAUUUUCAUGUAAUUGUUUUCAGAGGGCUGUAUUGAAUUACCAGCAGUCAUGUUAUUAGGGAGUCUUUACAGCUCAAUAUAUGCAUUGUUUAACAGCGCAACCAGAGAAUAUACACAAUUAUUUUAGUUUAGACAUUAAAUGUACAGACUGGUGCAUCAUCAAAACAGCCAAUAACUGGUAUGAUGCCACAGCAUGAUGUCUGGGAUCUCACUAUUGAAAAGUUGCCUACAGCUUCUUUCCCUACAAAUGCUUUCAUAUGUAUGUAUCUAACUAGCUGAACAUGUUUAGAAUAAAACAGAUAAACAAGGGGAAAAUCCAAUAAAAAAUGAUAUAUUAAUAUCAAAAUAUAUUUUAUUCUGGACUUUUUUUUUCAGAUCUGGUUCAAAUUACAACAGAUCAAUGCAAUCUGCAAAAACACAUUUUGACUCGAGAAACCAAGGGUGGGGCGUGGGCACUCAUGAUGCAAUGUGGAACCAAAAAAAUCAUUAAACUGGAACAUACUGUACUUGAUUAUCUCCAAUAAUCUUACAUUUUACUCCUUUAGGCUACAAAGAAAUAUGAAUUACAAAAGUUUUAAAAGAGUACAAAAUGUCCAGAGGACAUACACAUAAGAAUAUGAUUAGAAUUCAGGUAGUGAAAAUGAAGGGCAAAGCAGACACUAGGACAGCAGAUUUAUCAUAAAAGAAAACCUAAAAUAACCUUCCACUGUCAUAGACUGUAUAAUAAAUAGUGUCCAGAUGGUACAAUCUACUUAGAGUAGACAGUUUUUACAGAUUUAAAAGGACUACACACUGUAUAAAAUGCACAUUUAUGGGAUGGUUGCACAGACCCUGAUUAAACCUACUCUAAUAAUUAACAUCCUCAAUGUUUCAAUUGAAAGUGCUUUAUGAGACCAGGAGUAGGUUUCAUAUGGGCCCAUGCAUCUGCCCCUAUAUGUGUAGUGAUAUCCCAAAAAAUAAACCACUAACAUAAGUCUUAAACCAGGGGAACAAGGGAUCCUGGCCAUGGAUCCUCACAUUUCCAUCAAGCCAAAACCUCAUUCUGCCAUCUGUAAAAUCAGACUGGCUUUCUUUGUUUAAAAAAACAAACACACACUACAUUUAACAGGAUAUCUAGACUGUAACCGGUGAAUAUUCAGAUGUGUCCCAUUUCAAAUUAAGAUUGUUGAAAGUCAAACAAAAAAUAUAGAACUAUCGAUUGAUUACUGUCCAGCAGGGGAAUUCUCUUCUCACCAUGAUUUGAAAAGAUACCACACAGUGUCUGUCGCAUGUCUUUAAACGGUUAUGCUUCAAAUUCAGUUAACUUUUUUAAAUAUUGAGCAGCACAAAAAUAAUUGAUAUGGUGCAUGUUACUCCAUGUGAUUUCUGAUUCCUAGCCCAACACCCAGACUUGCUUUAAGAUGACAUUUUUCCUCUGAAAACAGCAUUGCUUGUUUGUGAUCCAAAUAACCUCAGUCAAUAUCUAGUUUGGGAAAUGGUCUAUGGGACUUGAGUGAUAACUUUGCCUAAUCAACAUGUAAAACCACUUUGAGUAAAAGCUUAAUGGAAGUUUUGUUGUGACAGAUGAUACAUCAGCAAUAUGAAAUGUAUCUGGAAAAACAUCUGAGAGAAUCACAUUAUCAGCUAAGUUUUCAUUAGAAGAAUAGAAAACUUAAAGCAAGUCUUCCCUUUUUGCUAUAUGUUGUAAAAGGGGCCUCAGUUUGCCCAGUGGAAGCACUCUGGUGAAAGGUCUAGUGGACAUCACAGUUCCAACCAUUCACACUGGAGGGAGGGAACAGUCAUUGGAUACUGACUCGUCUGCUUCUCUUCUUUAAGCGAUCCAAUACUGGAUGUUUCCACGUGAUAACAACAGCAGUACAGCUUUGUCCAGGGGUAAUCAUGGAACGUUUUUCUAGCUCCAUCAAUGGUGCACAAACCAACCAUGAAAAUGGUUUUAAAGCAUCCAGCUGUACAAUGCCUCUUCUUUCAUGUGCACCCAAUGUUAAUUUGUAAUAAUAUUAAGUCAGGAGAAUCAAUGUCUCCUGUAGAGGAAAGAAAUAAAAACUACUGUAUUUAGAUGUCAACAGUAAAAACAAGUCCCCAUAUUGUUUUGAACCACAAAGCGCACACUACCAAAGACAAUUUUUUUCAAGAACUGUUUUGUGAGUGUGAAUAAAAAGAGGACUCCUCCACUUCAUGCAGCUGUGACCCCCCCAAAAUAUUAACUUAAACAUUGAAAUCAUUUUUUAAAACCUAACUGCCUGCCGCAGGACGGGAAAGCCGAUAUGUCUGUACACAGAGACUGAACUACCAACAAAGUUUAAAAUAUUUUUUUUGUCUUGAUGAGGAUGGUUU
Molecule: messenger RNA, 3884 nt
Organism: Oncorhynchus kisutch (coho salmon)
Lineage: Eukaryota; Metazoa; Chordata; Actinopteri; Salmoniformes; Salmonidae
Exons: 5
Coding region: 303-920 (205 amino acids)
Source: RefSeq, a predicted model, not a curated record